Molecule: messenger RNA, 3286 nt
Organism: Cygnus olor (mute swan)
Lineage: Eukaryota; Metazoa; Chordata; Aves; Anseriformes; Anatidae
Gene: MYOT
Product: myotilin
Exons: 16
Coding region: 548-2869 (773 amino acids)
Biological process (GO): dendrite self-avoidance; axon guidance; homophilic cell-cell adhesion
Cellular component (GO): axon; plasma membrane
Molecular function (GO): cell-cell adhesion mediator activity
Source: RefSeq, a predicted model, not a curated record
UUUACAUUCCAGAUCUGUAUAAAAGCUAUAAAAGCAGCCUGCUUCUAACAAAGUUUUGUCUCGCUUCUUUUUUCUUCUGGCCCCCUUUCAAAGCAGAGAAUCGCAGUCAACCUGAGCUGGCAUCCUUCCAGCACUCAGGAGCACUAACGGGGUAAAUUGUAAGCGACUCCAGAGCUGGCCACUGUUGUAUCCCAACACUGGGCCUGUUUUGUUCCAGCUGAUGGUGCGGCUCUGCUGACUCUCAAACAUGCUGGAGAGAAUAAAUUGCUGCAGUUUAUUCCCAUCCAGCUGACAUUCCCGCCAUGCCAUCACUCACGAGCAGGGAUCUGCACGUUAGAAAUGUAACCCACUACCCCAGACAGCCUUCAGUCCUCAGAGAGGAGUGGGAGGAGAGGAGGCUUCCCACUUCAAGACUCAGCAUUGACUCAAUCUGCUGGCAGCAAGAUCCCCAAACCCAAACUGAUGGCUUAGAGGUUCCCAGGGUAAAUCUGAAGGCUCAGCCUCCUUGCAAGACUCAGCAUCCUGGCAGGGCCAGGGGAAUGUCACAAUGCAGAGUCCCUCGGCAAGCCUGAUUGGGUCUUCCUAUGGAAGCACACCUGUGUUUACAAAGGGUCUACAAAACAUAAGAGCUACAAAGGGUCAAUUAGUGGUAUUUGAAUGUCGCAUUCGUGCUACACCCACCUUACACGUUCACUGGUACAGAGAAUAUGAUCAGAUAACAGAUUCCGCAGAUUUCCGAAUACUACGAAAAAAGGCUUGUUCAUCAUCAGUUCCUGAGGAAGUCUGCACCCUGGUCAUUACAGAAGCUUUUCCCGAGGACUCUGGAAUAUUUAAAUGUGUUGCUGAAAAUGAAUUUGGAUCUGUAGCAUCCAGUGCACAUCUCUCUGUUUCCGCAGGAGCAAAAGAGCUGGAAAGCUUUGCAGGUGCUGCCCGCUUGCCAGCUGUGCAAGUCACCAUGAAGAAACCCACCUUCGCGAGGAACAGCCAAGCUGCAGGCAAGGACCGUGACGCACCCAGCCUGCCAUCCUACAGCACGGACACCCCGGGGCUGGGGAACCGAGCGGAAGCCACAAACUUCGGCCAGAUGAAUUCAAAGAGUGAAGCUGAAGAUUUUCACGGCGUUUAUGAGAAUUCACCUCAAGCUUCUCCUCUGCGGGAAAAUCCACACCAAGAAAGCCUCUAUUCUGCAAGGCCAGGGUUCCAUUCUAUCCAGGAGCCCAGCCAAGACAGCUUUCGUGGCCUACCAGCUAGUUUUUACCCGUCACCUAUCCAAAGCCAGUUAUCACCAACAAAAACCCAGGACAGUCGUGAAACUUCUCCUAUGAGUGUCCAUAAUUUCCCAUCCGUUUCCUCUAUGUGCCAACCAACCAUGUUUAACUACGAACGUCCAAAACACUUUAUCCAGUCUAAGAAUGUGUGUCAAGGGCAACAGCAGCCUCCGGGACCUGCAACCUCUACAGAGCCGAGCAGACAAAUCAAACAGUCCUCCAUUCUAAUACAGCCUCGUAACCCUAGUGGGCAGAAAUUCUCCUCCUCGUCAUCGCUGAGCUCUUCAAUCACGCUCUCCUCGCCUUCCUGUAGUGCCCCUAAGGAAUCCACAUAUCCCGUCACGCCUGCGUCUGCGCAGUCUCCUGCUAGCUCAUCAUCCGGGCAACGGCUUAUAUCCAUGCCUAACCAACCCCCCGCAGCAUUCCUGUGCUCAGUGCUACCCUCGCAGCCUGAUUAUAACAGCCAAACUCCUCCUGGGGAACCUCAUUACUCAAAGCCAAUGUAUAACAAACAAGCUAGCAUCAACUCUAUGCAGAAGACGUCUGACCAAGAAAUUCGAGGAACAAAAGAGGCCCUCAUCCAGGACUUGGAAAAGAAACUCCGGUGCAAAGACAACCUUCUCCAGAAUGGCAACCAGCGAUUAACUUAUGAAGAAAGAAUGGCUCGCAGGCUGCUAGGACCAGAAAACGCUGCAUCUGUGUUUGAAGCACAAAGCGAAGAUAUGCAGAACGCACAGCACCAGAACGCAGAGAACAUCAGGCUGCAGGUUCCUACAACACAUGUAAGGAGCAGACCAUCCUCAAGAGGAGAUGAACGUGGACAUGAUGCAAUUCAGGAAAAGUUUUUUCAACCACGUUUUACACAAGUGCCAGAAGAUGUCAUUAUUGAGGAGGGGCGAUUCUGCAGGCUCGACUUCAAAGUUAGUGGGCUGCCAACCCCAGAUGUGAUGUGGUAUCAGAACGGAAGGAUGGUACAUCAAGACCAGUUUCAUAAAAUGAUCGUGUCAGAAAAGGGAUUCCACUCAUUUAUUUUUGAAGCAGUCAAAUCAUCUGAUGCAGGGACAUACGAAUGUGUGGCUGUCAACCGUGCAGGAGAAGCAUCUUUUGCAGUAAAAGUGGAAGUAAUUGCAAAAGAACAUCACACGCCUCCAACUUUCAUCUUUAAGCCACAAAGCAAAAAGGUUUUUGAAGGAGAUACAGCCAGACUCGAAUGCCAGAUCUCUGCCAUCCCAACACCUCGGAUUUACUGGAAAAGAAACAAUGAAAUGGUACAAUAUAAUACAGACCGAAUAAGCUUGUUACAUGACAAUACUGGAAGGAUUUGCCUCCUGAUUCAUAAUGCAAACAAGAAAGAUGCUGGUUGGUACACAGUGUCUGCUGUCAACGGAGCAGGAGUGGCCACAUGCCACGCCAGACUGGAGGUUGCAACACACGCAAACAAGCCAGUUCCAGCCCCAAAGCACUUACGGGUUCGACCAACUUUUAGCAAGUAUUUGGCACUUAAUGGCAGAGGACUGGACGUGAAACAAGCUUUCUCACCAGAAGGAGAGUUUCAGCGUUUGGCUGAGCAGUCUGGACUGUAUGAAAGUGAUGAACUUUAACUGGAAAUUAAGAGGAAAACUCACACCUAUAAGAGACAGUUACUACAUAGACGUAGUUAACCAAUGGUUGCUCUGAUUAGCAAAAUACCUAUCUACGUACUUCUACUUUGACUCUUGCACAUUCUGUUGUUCUCCUUUUACCUGUUAGAUUUUAUUUAUAUGGGUUGGUGAAUAUAGCCAUUUACUGAGUAUUGUAUUUUAAGCCUAAGAAAGCAGGGCAAUUAGAUUUUACAGGUGUAGGUGGUUUUAGCUCCACCUGUUCUUGGUUACUUGCUAAAGUAGAUUGGUUUGUACUGCUUCUCUAAUAUCACUCUUGAUAAUAUCAGAACUCUGUAAUGUCUGAAUACUAAAACCAAAUAGACUAGAGUGUUUUUAUGAGGACUACAUAGAGGCAAAUAAAACUUUAAAUAUCCACCA